Messenger RNA from Homarus americanus (American lobster), 1218 nucleotides. RefSeq lists its product as uncharacterized. The record is from RefSeq and is a predicted model, not a curated record. Gene Ontology annotation, molecular function: nucleic acid binding. Gene Ontology annotation, biological process: DNA integration. The coding region runs from base 1 to 1218 and encodes 405 amino acids. The transcript has 2 exons. NCBI's taxonomy places the organism in Eukaryota, Metazoa, Arthropoda, Malacostraca, Decapoda, Nephropidae.
AUGCCUAAAACAGCAUGUGCUAAAGAAAUCAUCUCAGCACAGUUGCACACCUUCUGGGCGUAUGCAUCGCAGGCCGCUUACGAUCUCGGUGGAUACGGUGGUCCUGACUUUCUACCCAGUGUUGAAGAACGGUGGCCAAAGGGAAAGGAACUGCCAGCGGUUCUGGAACGACUUACUGAGGUGAAUGAAAGUACAAUUGUGAGAUCUGUAGUUGCUCUUGGCAGUCAACAGAUUAUCGAUGAGCAGACAAUUAAAAGAUUGGUGCAGAAAGAGGCUUAUGAGAAAGAAAUCCAAACUGUCAUAAAGGGUCAGCAGCCGAAGGACAAUAAGCUAUAUAAACUGGUACCUUACUUGGACAAGCGAACGUUGCUCAGAUCAAAGGGAAGAAUUAAAGGAACCCUUCUUGGGCGAAGUGAUGAGGAGCCAAUCUUGCUGCCUAGAGACCACCUCAUCACCGAAAUCAUAGUGCGGGAGAUGCACGAAGAGAGAGCCGGACAUGCCGGACGAGAACACACGAUGGCGUGUGUGAGGCAAAGGUAUUGGAUUCCCCAGGGCAGACGCUUGCUUGAUAGAAUCAUACGACGCUGUGUAGUGUGCCGACGGAACAACUGGAGAAGUCGGCAUCAAAGGCAAGCUGACUUACCAAUAGAUCGUGUCACUCCUGGAAAGGCUCCAUUUGCUUACACUGGAACGGACUGUUUUGGUCCAUUCAUUAUCAAGGUAGGGAGGAAACAGGUUAAGCGCUGGGGAUGUCUGUUUACAUGUCUAACUAUUAGGGCUGUUCAUCUAGAAGUCGUGGCCUCAUUAGACGCAGAUGCCUUCCUCAACGCAAUAACAAGGUUCUCACGACGCAGAGGUACACCAGAGCGUAUUAGGUCGGAUAAUGGGACAAACAUGGUACGGGCAGCCAAUGAGCUCAAACUGGCAGUGAAAAGUUGGGAGCAAGAUGACAGACUCAGAGGUGCCUUACUGAAAGUAGAUAUUGACUGGGUCUUCACUCCACCAGCUGCCCCAUACAUGGGGGGAGUAUGGGAAAGGCAGAUUCGCACAGUAAAGAAGGUUCUGCAGGCGAUUGUGGGCUCACAAAUCUUAGACGAUGAACGUCUGCAAACACUGUUCUGUGAAGUGGAAGCCAUAGUUAACGAGAGGCCAAUCACCCCGGUUCCAAACACUCCAAAUGAACCAAAGGCUCUCACUCCUGCUGAUCAUUUGCACUAA